GCCGCUCCCUGACCGUGGCCGCCGCCGCCACCGGCCGGAACCGGCGCGCCGCUGCUCCCCCCCGCACAUGCGCAUUGCGGCGCUCGCCCGUAGGCCCGGGCCUUCCAUCAGCCCGGGCCCGGGGCGCCUGGCCUGGGCGGCCGCCGCACGGCGGGAGGCCAUGGGCAGGACGAUGGAUGUUGAUGGCUCUGUGGUAGGAGAAGGGGACUGACAAGAGUAUUUUGUGAUUUUCCUGUCUUUAUCCGGCAUUGAGUACAAGCUGGGUGAUUCUCUCUGGCACAUCUCAGCAAGCUAUCAACUCAUAUGUAGAGUGUUGUGAGUCUCUGAAGCACCUUAGCAGUUUGUUUCCCUCUUCCUAGAAGGCCAGGUGUCCCAGGAAAACCUCACUUGUCUUGGCACGAGAAUUAAGUGGCCUCAGGACCGGCAGUGGAUUCCUGACCUCCUGCUGAGUGGCUGCAGCACCCUUAAAAUGUCUCUUCCUUCCUGGAAAUUCAGCAAAGAGUUAGCGUUCCUGGGCUGUUGGAGCUCUUCCAUGUUCAUGGAUAAUAUUUGAUAUGUGCCCUGUAAAUCCUGCCCUGGGACUCGGUGACCGGUGGGGUGCCUGAUGCCGGUAAUCCCCAUUCCCCGCCGGGUCCGCUCGUUCCACGGCCCCCACACGACCUGCCUGCACUCGGCCUGUGGCCCGGUGAGGACCACUCACUUGGUGCGUACCAAGUACAACAAUUUCGACAUCUAUCUCAAAUCCCGAUGGAUGUAUGGAUUCAUCCGUUUCCUGCUGUACUUCAGCUGCAGCCUGUUUACCUCCAUCCUCUGGGUGGCACUCUCUAUCUUGUUUUGCCUUCAGUACCUUGGCAUCCGGAUCUUUCUGCGUUUCCAGUACAAACUCUCCAUCAUCCUCCUCUUACUGGGGCGAAGGCGUGUAGACUUCAGCCUCAUGAAUGAACUGCUCAUCUAUGGGAUUCAUGUGACCAUGCUGCUAGUGGGGGGGCUGGGAUGGUGUUUCAUGGUAUUUGUGGAUAUGUAAAUAAAACAAGCGCAUGUGGGCUCAGAAGGUGACUCUUCUUCUACCCCCAAACCUGUC
This is a messenger RNA of Pezoporus flaviventris, 1081 nucleotides long. RefSeq names its product transmembrane protein 250 (gene TMEM250). NCBI's taxonomy places the organism in Eukaryota, Metazoa, Chordata, Aves, Psittaciformes, Psittacidae. The record is from RefSeq and is a predicted model, not a curated record. The transcript has 4 exons. Bases 605 to 1024 code for a protein of 139 amino acids.